CUCCAUAUAUUAAGUGUAUUCACGUAACGAGAUAAUUUUCUACUUUGCAGAAAAAUAGAAUAUUCCGCAAAUGGUUUAAAUGAACACCCCAGCAGAAAAUAAUUACGUAAACAAGGGAAACAAACAGCUGUUUGUUAAACGUCAAAUAGAACUCAUAAAAUUUUUUCAAUUAAAAAAAUAAAGUCAAGCUAAUUUUGUAAAUACUAUGGAACAAUAAAAAAAAAUUUGCUAAAAUAAAAUAAUAUUCUCUUUUCAAUACUAACACAUUUUAUUUGUGGUUAUCUGAAUAAUAAGACAUAAAACGCGUUCAAAAAUAUAUUCCAGAUACGGGUAUCCCAGAUAGCCUAUCCGAUAGGUGAUUGAACACACCCAAAGUUUAUCAGACUUUUUUUCUACGGUUUCUGCUUCAAAUUUGUGAGAUAAAAUUCCAUGAUUUGCAGAAUAUUUUUCUUAUACAAAUUUUGACAGCUCAUUCCUACCGAUAGAAAAUUCUACGGUUUCUAUGGGUUUUCCGCGAUUACGUGAAUACCCCAAUUAUAUCCUUUAAGUUCGCCGCACGGUAAAAAUCUACUUGUGAAAAAUCGGCAUUUGUUUCAUCAGUUGAUUUUUGUUUUGACAUAGUUUUUAUUUAAAUGACAACCAGCUGAUUUGAUUUUUCCAACUCUGAAUUCUGCACUCUGACAAAGUUCCCAUCCCAGGGUUGUUCAGAGUACUUUCAGUACGUGAACAUCGAACACAGAGCAGAUAUCUCUGGUAGAAAAAAAAGAGCUAUAAAAAAAGUUUCAGGGCGAGUUAGAAGCGAGGAAGCGACUAGAGUGCACUAGAGCUCACAAAGAAAUAUAAAACUCUGAUGUUUUUUACUUUCAGUUACAAAACUUUUAGAAUUAAUCUGAUAGUACAUUCUACCUUCUACCUCUCCAAUCUAUGGAAUGUAUGAAUUGAAUGAACAAUGAACUCUUUUUCCUGACUGCUAGUAUUUAUAAUUUCACUUUUCUCUUUUACUCUUUAUCAAAGAGAGUAUGAAAUAGCUUUUAUAGAAACAUAACUGCUGUUUUUUUCCCAUCUGAAUCUGACCAUAUAAAUUGAAAGUCCACGGAGAAAAGUCCUUCAUAUUUAAUACAUCAUUCAGUUUCGUUGUGUCCUUUAGAUGGAAGAGUUGAUGUUGAUUGGUGGCUAUUUUUUAAAAAAUAUAUUGAAUCUCUAGAAAAAAAAAGAUUUAUUUAUGUUUUGCUCUUUUGUUUUUAAAUAAUUUGUGAACUGAUGUAUCAAUACGUACUGCUAAGCAACAGUAUAAAGGACAACCCAUUGUCUAAUUUUUAUUGAAGACAUAUUUUUCCUUUGGAAAUCAUUAACUAUAAUUCAUGUGAUUUGUUAUAGUAAUGAUAUUGUGCUUAAAAAAGAAUUUCCUACAUUUUAAAUGCUGUUGUUAUUGUCUUUUUGGCAGCGACUCAAGCAGCUGUCUCAAUCGCAAUUAUCGACCAAAGAUGAAGCGUUUGGUACACAACGAGUUUACAAAAAGACGUCAUCUAACUCCAGUAUAACGCUUUACUUGCCAACCCGUGAAAUUGUUCUCACCGGUUCGACCCCAACAAUCUUAUGUGGUAUUGUUUUUGUAGAUCCAUCGACGGUCCAAGGAUACAGAAUUUAUGCUCAGCUGACCUUAACAUUUCGGUAUGGUCGGGAAGACGAAGAAGUAAUGGGUCUGCGUUUUUGUAAUGAAGCUAUAAUGUCCUUACACCAAGUAUGGCCACGAACUGAAGAUCCGUCUCGUCAAUCACUAAGUCCAUUACAGGACGCUCUGAUUAAACGAUUGGGGGAAGGGGCUCAUCCAUUUACGUUGAGUUUAACACCGCAAGCACCACCCAGUGUUCAACUAGUACCGGCUAAGCGUUAUUAUGGGGCUCCAAUUGGGACCAGUUACGAGGUUCGAUGUUUCAUGGCUAAUAAAACUGAGGAGAAAUUUCAUCGGCGUGCCUCAGUUAAAAUGGGAGUGCGUGUUAUCUAUCGCACUGACGUGCACCACGAGAAUGCACCUGAAAACUAUGCUGCUUUUAUUAAUAGUCAAAUAUCUCCACCAGUUUCAAAGGAUCAGUUGCUUUUGCCUCGAACCCGAGCAGACUCCCAUCAGUUACAACAUCAGUUAUUGGAACAAUCCCUUCCAUCAGAUAUUUCACCUCAAAAAACUCCAACUGGUGAUAACCAUUCUUCGAUUCAAUCCUGUGCAACGCACAUUCCAACGAGCUCACCCACUACUGCAUCCAACACGAAAGCACGUAAAUCAGAACGGGGUGAUUCCUUCCCUAAGUUAAGGCUUUCUCCAAAAUCAUUUCGUUUUAGUGGUCGUUUUGGAAGGAGUAAAAGUGAGAUCGAAAAAUGCCCCAGUGAUUCUUUUUACAACUACAGCAAAUCCUUUCAGGAGUACGAGACUGGGGGCCCACAAGGUUCAGUAGAUAAGCCAUUUCUACUACAAGAGGGCCGUGUUAGCCUGCGGGCGAGUUUGGAUAAGGCCUGGUACACGCAUGCAGAGAAUGUGAUUGUUAAUGUGGAUAUUCGCAAUGACAGUAGGAAAACUGUGAGAAAAGUAAGGGUUUGUGCCAUCCAGCAUGUUGAUGUAUGUAUGUUUAACAAUGGAAAAUUUAAAAAUAUCGUUGCGGAUUCAGAUAACAAUAACUCUCAUGUUGAUAGGACGGUGAAUCCUGGUGGUAAACUUAAUGCAACAUUCAUCUUAAAACCACAAAGAGGUCCCACAAAAAAUUGGAUAGCUUUAGAGGAUACAUUACAGCGAAGUACUGAACCGGAAGAAAUCACUGGAGCUAUUGCUGCCUCCGCUAUUCGUUCGCCUACGGUUGCUCCGCUCCCAGGCAUUACACCCUCAAAUUCAGAUGAUCGCAACAUAUUCGCAAUCUACGUUUCUUAUUAUGUCAAAAUAAAGCUUGCUUUGAGUGGUAUGGGAGGAGAAUUGUCUUUAAAACUGCCAUUUGUUUUGGUUCACAUUGAUGAGCUAUUGUCCCAACCUCCUGGGUGCAGUACCAGCCGGGCAUUGUAUCUUGAUGCUCAUAAGUUAAAUCUUGAUAAUGUACCCACCUCACGAAAAAACCUUAGUAAUCAUGCGAUUAAGGUCAUGUUUCCUGAUGAAACACUAAGAGAAGUGGAACCAAGUCUCGAUAGAAUUGAAUCGGUGGAGAACGAGUUAAACAUUCCCAUACCCGAAGUUUUUUCAAGGUCACAUAAUGUUUGCUGUACAAAGAGAAAACUCUUAAGAAGUGAGACAAUUGCCAAAGAUUUAAUAGAUGAUGAAGAUGGAACUGAAAAAGACGAAGAUUACACUCAAGAUACUCAAUUAGCCACAGACUCAUUAGACUGCAAUAAUGAUAUUGUUUUUCCUAGAGAUAACAUCAAUCAAGAUGUAUUUCCUGUUGACGAAAAUGAUAAAAAAGAACAUCCCGAUAGUGACGACGAAGUGGUAUUAUCGAGAAAUCAACAGCUUAUAUGUGCACAAGUCCACUCUGAAUUGUGAUGGUACAACUGGGACUAGUAACUAUUGUAUUUAUAGCUUGUAUUAGACUCUUGAAUCCUUAGAGAUAGUCUCUUGAACUCAAUAUAAAUAGACAUGGCAAAUGUACAAUGUAA
Molecule: messenger RNA, 3630 nt
Organism: Episyrphus balteatus (marmalade hoverfly)
Lineage: Eukaryota; Metazoa; Arthropoda; Insecta; Diptera; Syrphidae
Exons: 8
Coding region: 1418-3517 (699 amino acids)
Biological process (GO): signal transduction; G protein-coupled receptor internalization
Cellular component (GO): cytoplasm
Molecular function (GO): G protein-coupled receptor binding
Source: RefSeq, a predicted model, not a curated record